AUGUGUCGCCCCCCUGAUGUAGUUCCCGGCGCGGCUCAGUCCGAGGCGGAGGAAGAACUCGACGCCAGGUGGCGUGCGCAACAAAUUGAUGAUGCCGCUGCUGCGUACGGCGGUGCAUGGAACUGGAAUCCGAUGACUGCUCCUGGCGGCCGUGGCUCCUCCCGCAGCCCGCCCAACCCGCCCUCCCAAACCUCCGCAAAUGCAACCCCCGACCGCGCACACGCCGUCCGCGCAGCAGAUGUUCCCGAUGAGCUGGCCGCCGCACGCCGCGCACGGCAUGUCGGCGCCGGCUCCGAUUCUGGCGACCAAGGGCCGCUGGGGUACAUGUCGCAGGGCAUGGCGCAGGGCAUCCCGUGCGGGCUGCCACAGGAGAUGGAGUUCCACGCGGGCGACAUGGGCGCGAUGAGCACGGACGGCAUGACCGCGGAGGAGCUCGCAGACCUUGACCCGAAGAAACAUAAGAGGAUGAUGUCGAACCGCGCGUCAGCGAAGCGGUCUCGGCAGCGGAAGCAGGAGCGACUCGAGGAGCUGGAGAUCCAGAGCGCCAAGCUGCGCGUUGAGAACGCGGCCGUCACGCGGCGCUUGAACGAGGCGUACUGA
Molecule: messenger RNA, 600 nt
Organism: Closterium sp. NIES-65
Lineage: Eukaryota; Viridiplantae; Streptophyta; Zygnematophyceae; Desmidiales; Closteriaceae
Source: the annotation of a GenBank genome assembly